GCUGCUUGGAUGAGGGGAUUGGUGCCACAGUCCGCUUCGCCGACUAACGGGAUCUGGAGAGACUUUUGUUUUCCUAUUUUAAUCGGCAAAAACUAACUAUACAUAGACACAUUAUCUGAGCAUUUAUUCACAUCUUUGGCUAUACAUCUGAUCGCGAUUUGUGGUAGCAAAAAAAGGCUGCAACCUGGAUAUUUGACUGGUGCCUACACAAUACUUGGUAUUAAAAUGUUUCCUUUCAUUUAUAAACAAGUAUCGGAAAUUUCAUACUGGCUUUAAAUACAGUUGCGAAAACUGGCUGGGCGAGUCGAAUGACAAAAAGUAAUUGUGAUUCAUUAUUUAAAAUAUUUAUUUAUAUUUAAGCCGAGCUGCUCGUCUUGCUGCCGCUAUUUUAAACACAAGCGAAGAGGAAUUAACGCAACGCUUUUGUCGGGGAUUCAGCAACAAGAGAUUUCUUCGGAUGUGUACAGAUCUCAGAGAUUCAGAUGCUAAAAUCAUGGGAAUGAAAAAUCCAUGACAACUAGGAUCGAAACCUGCUUGAAGAGCGAUGCCCAUAGAGCCGCUUCUGAUUUAAACCGCACCUGGAAACUCACCCCGUGCGCCCGACUUUCCGUAUUAUCCCCCACUUAUUCCGAGCUGCACUUUGUGUCCAGUAUCGAUCAUGCGAUGACUGAGCUCGAUUUGGGAAUAUCUGCGGUGACAAUAACAGGAGGUGAAUGAUGGCCGAAGAUGGAGGAAAUCCGUCUGAGGACCGUAUGGUGAGGGAAGCUGAGGGCAGGUCUUCCCUCCCCAGGACCUUUAUCCGACUCAACGACCUGUCCGGCAGCGGGGAGCGCAGCGAGGCGGAGACUGUUGGACCCGGGACGAAGGAGAGCGGAGCCGCAGCGGAGGAGGCAUCUGCCGGCGGCGGGGAGCCGUUACCCUAUCCAUCUUUGGCACCGGUGGUGUUUUUCUACCUGAAACAAACCACUCGGCCGCGGAGCUGGUGUCUGAAAUUGGUCUGCAACCCAUGGUUCGAGCGUGCCAGCAUGCUCGUGAUUCUGCUGAACUGCGUCACCCUCGGGAUGUUCCACCCCUGUGAAGACAGCAAGUGUGAUUCAGAGCGCUGCAACAUCUUGCAGGCUUUUGAUGACUUCAUCUUUGCAUUCUUCGCUGUGGAAAUGGUGAUCAAAAUGGUAGCUUUGGGUAUCUUUGGGAAGAAGUGUUACCUUGGAGACACGUGGAACCGGUUGGACUUCUUCAUUGUACUGGCUGGCAUGCUGGAGUACUCCCUCAACCUUCAGAACGUCAGCUUCUCUGCCGUCCGCACUGUCAGGGUGCUUCGGCCCCUCCGAGCCAUCAACCGGGUGCCCAGCAUGCGGAUCCUCGUGACAUUGCUGCUGGACACUCUGCCCAUGCUCGGCAACGUUCUGCUGCUUUGUUUCUUCGUCUUCUUCAUCUUCGGCAUUGUGGGGGUGCAGCUGUGGGCCGGGCUGUUACGGAACCGCUGCUUCCUCCCAGAGAACUUCACCCUCCCCUUGUCUCUGGACCUGUACAGCUACUACCACACAGAGAAUGACGACGAGAACCCAUUCAUCUGCUCGCAGCCGCGUGAGAACGGCAUGCGCCUCUGCAGCUCGGUCCCCACACUGCACGAGGAGGGUGUGCAGUGCCAGCUGGACCACACGGCCUACAACAACACAGACAACACCACCUGUGUUAACUGGAACCGCUACUACACUAACUGCUCCGCCGGCGACGUUAACCCAUUCAAGGGCGCCAUCAACUUUGACAACAUAGGCUAUGCCUGGAUCGCCAUCUUCCAGGUGAUCACUCUGGAGGGAUGGGUUGAUAUUAUGUACUUUGUGAUGGAUGCACACUCCUUCUACAAUUUUAUCUACUUCAUCCUCCUGAUCAUAGUGGGCUCCUUCUUCAUGAUAAACCUGUGCCUGGUCGUCAUUGCCACCCAAUUCUCAGAGACCAAGCAGCGGGAGAGCCAGCUGAUGAAGGAGCAGCGCGUUCGCUUCAUGUCCAACGCCAGCACCUUGGCCAGCUUCUCAGAGCCGGGCAGCUGCUACGACGAGCUGCUCAAGUACCUCGUCCACGUGGUGAGAAAGGGCAGCCGGCAGCUGGCCCACCUCUCCCGGGCCGCCGCACGCCGGGCGGGGCUACGGGUCUGCACCUCCCCCGCCCCGGAGCCCCCCCAGCAUAAAAGACGCCGUCGCACAAGGCAACCGGGCUCCAUCCACCACCUGGUGCACCACCACCACCACCACCAUCACCACUACCACUUGGGCAAUGGCAGCGUGAGGGCUGACAGAGCCAGCCUGGAGCCCCGGGAUGUGGAGAGUGGAUCUGUGACCAAUGGCGGGAGACGCCUCGCCUCACCGGCUCCCCUGCCCCUGCCUCCCAGCUCAACCCUUCCCACCUCCACCACACCUGCCCCUCCCAUGGGCAGCAGUUCCGGUUCGGUUCACAGUAUCUACCACGCUGACUGCCACCUCGAACCCGUUCUCUGUUCUGCGUCCUCUGCCCCAGCCCCUUCGCUGCAGGGCUUCAAGAGGAACUCUGUGCCUGGAGCCUUGCCGGUAGCUCCAAAAAACUAUCCUACCCUGCACCCCUCCUCUCCUCAGGAGCAUCUAAGGGAGAUGAUGCCCGUCGAUCCUAUGACCAGUAGCUGUGGUACCUUCACAGUUACCAACCUCAACAUCCCACCUCCAUCUGUAAACAGUACACAGUGUCUCAUAGAGGCACACAGUCCCAUAGGAAGGGUCUCCUGCAAGCUGGCUACAGUCAACUGCGGCAUCAGCCAGGACACCAAUCUGACCUUUGACCCCGAGAGCUGCCCUUACUGCCUAAAAUCCACAAGUCUGGACUCAGAAGGCACAGAAGGGAAUGAGACCGCCGACUCGGACAGCGAGGGCAUAUACGAGUUCACUCAAGACAUGCACUAUCGUGACCGCCGGGACCAUAACCAGAAAAGGGGGUCUACCAGAAUGAUGUUGGGUCUACGGGCAAGAAAAGUGCUACUUUUCUGGAGGCUCGUGUGUGAGACUUUCCGCAAAAUUGUGGACAGCAAAUACUUCGGCCGGGGCAUCAUGAUCGCCAUCCUCAUCAACACGCUCAGCAUGGGCAUUGAGUACCACGAGCAGCCUGACGAGCUGACCAAUGCCCUGGAGAUCAGCAACAUUGUCUUCACCAGCCUGUUUGCUCUGGAGAUGCUUCUGAAGGUCCUGGUGUACGGACCCUUUGGCUACAUUAAGAAUCCUUACAAUAUCUUUGACGGAAUCAUUGUGGUGAUCAGCGUGUGGGAGAUAGUCGGCCAGCAGGGCGGCGGUCUGUCGGUGCUGCGGACCUUCCGGCUGAUGCGCGUGCUGAAGCUGGUGCGUUUCAUGCCAGCUCUGCAGAGACAGCUAGUGGUGCUGAUGAAGACCAUGGACAAUGUAGCCACCUUUUGCAUGCUGCUCAUGCUCUUCAUAUUCAUCUUCAGUAUAUUGGGAAUGCACCUUUUUGGCUGCAAGUUCGGCUCUGAGCGGGAUGGGGACACCUUGCCUGACCGCAAGAACUUUGAUUCGCUGCUUUGGGCCAUCGUCACUGUUUUCCAGAUCCUGACUCAGGAAGACUGGAACAAAGUGCUGUACAACGGCAUGGCCUCCACCUCCCCGUGGGCAGCGCUGUAUUUCAUCGCCCUCAUGACUUUUGGCAACUACGUUCUAUUCAACCUGCUGGUGGCCAUUCUGGUCGAGGGCUUCCAGACAGAGGAAAUGUCCAAGAGGGAGGACAUUCUGGGCCGGCUGAGCUGUAUUCAGCUGCCUGUAGACUCGGGGAAAGGUAAAGUGGGAGUAAGGACACAGGUAACUAAGGCUUGUCCAGACAGCCAUCUGUCCACUACAGACCAGGGGAAUGAGAAGGGCCCAUGGCACAGGGAUGGGCAUACUGGCGAUGCCUCCAAGUCGGACUCGGAAGUCGAUAUCUACGCUCGGAGCAUGGAGGACGUCUGGGGUCUCAAGAAAGAUGGGUCGGCCUCAGCAGCAGUGGUGCCCAUUAAUGGCCAUGUGGACAUGAAGAACAGCCUGACCCCACCCCUCAUCACUCACACCGCCGCCACGCCCAUGCCGGUACCAAAGAUCUCCGGAAUUGGCGACCCUGCACUGAGCUAUGAGUCACGCAGAGGUAGCAACGUCUCCGUAGAGCCUGGCUGCCAUGAUGCCAAGUCCCCGUCCAGCGCACGCAGCUCCCCAUACGCACCUUGGAGCUCGGCCAGUAGCUGGAACAGCCGGCGUUCUAGCUGGAACAGCCUAGGCCGGGCCCCGAGUCUCAAGCGGCAGAAGCGGCAGUCCGGGGAACGCCGCUCGCUGCUGUCAGGGGACGGCCAAUCCAGCUCGGACGAGGAGGGGGGGGGCGCGGGCACCUCGGAGGGCGACGAGGCCUCGCUGUCCCGCGCUGACUCCUUACCCCGGCCACGCCACCGCCGCAUGGAAUCCGUCGAGACCAAGAGCUCCUUCGACCUGCCCCCCGACACCUUGCAGGUGCCCUCCUACCUUUACCGCACAGCCAGCGUGCACAGCGCCCGGCCUCCUAACCUGGGCAUAGACUGCAAUGGCAAGAGCUCCCCCAGCACCACCCUGCCCCCCCAGCUGUCCCUGGAUGACCCGCACAGUGAGGAUGACAAUGGGGAUGAAGAGGUUAACAUGAGUCGCAAGGAUCGGCUGUUCGGGUGGUUUGAGAGGCGCCAGCCAGAGUGGUGUCGGCAGAGAGGAACUUGGUCCCUCUACCUUUUCCCCCCUCAGUCCAGGUUCCGUGUGACGUGCAACAAGAUCAUCACUCACAAGAUGUUCGACCAUAUUGUCCUGGUGAUCAUCUUCCUCAACUGCAUCACGAUUGCCAUGGAGCGUCCCAGGAUUGACCCCCACAGCGCUGAACGCAUCUUCCUGACGCUGUCCAACUACAUCUUCACUGCCAUCUUCGUGGCCGAGAUGACGGUAAAGGUGGCAGCACUUGGUUGGUGCUUCGGGGAGCAGGCCUACCUGAAGAGCAGCUGGAACAUCCUGGACGGCAUGCUAGUGAUGAUCUCAGUCAUCGACAUCCUCGUCAACAUGAUCUCCAACAGUGGAACCAAGAUCCUGGGCAUGUUGCGAGUUCUAAGGCUGCUAAGGACCCUGCGACCGCUCAGGGUAAUCAGCAGAGCUCCGGGCCUCAAGUUAGUGGUAGAGACCUUGAUGUCCUCCCUGAAGCCCAUCGGGAAUAUUGUGGUCAUCUGCUGUGCCUUCUUCAUCAUCUUUGGCAUCCUGGGUGUGCAGCUCUUCAAAGGGAAGUUCUAUGUCUGCCAAGGAGAGGACACCAGGAACAUCACCAACAAAUCUGACUGCCUGCUAGCUAAUUACAAGUGGGUCCGACACAAGUACAACUUUGACAACCUGGGCCAGGCUUUGAUGUCCCUCUUCGUUCUGGCCUCCAAGGAUGGCUGGGUUGACAUUAUGUAUGAUGGCUUGGAUGCAGUGGGCGUGGAUCAGCAGCCCAUGAUGAACCACAACCCGUGGAUGCUGCUCUACUUCAUCUCCUUCCUGCUCAUCGUGGCCUUCUUCGUCCUCAACAUGUUCGUGGGCGUGGUGGUGGAGAACUUCCACAAGUGCCGGCGGCACCAGGAGGCGGAGGAGGCCAAGCGACGUGAGGAGAAGCGGCUGAAGCGGAUGGAGAAAAAGAGACGCAAUAUAAUGCUGACGGGUGUAAGUUGGGCCGGCUCAGGAGGCACGCCGACAGAAGCCCAGUGUAAGCCCUACUACUCGGACUACUCGCCAACCCGCCUGCUCAUCCACAAGAUGUGCACCAGUCACUACCUGGACCUCUUCAUCACCGUGGUGAUAGGCCUAAAUGUCAUCACUAUGGCCAUGGAACACUACCGGCAGCCCAAGGUGUUGGACGAAGCGCUGAAGAUCUGUAACUACAUCUUCACCAUCAUCUUCGUCCUGGAGUCUGUUUUCAAGCUGGUGGCUUUCGGCUUUCGCCGGUUUUUCAAAGACAGGUGGAACCAGCUUGACCUGGCCAUCGUACUCCUAUCUAUAAUGGGCAUCACUCUCGAGGAGAUCGAGGUCAAUGCCUCCCUGCCCAUCAACCCCACCAUCAUACGCAUCAUGAGGGUCCUGCGCAUCGCCCGUGUGUUGAAGCUGCUGAAGAUGGCUGUUGGAAUGAGGGCUCUCCUGGAUACAGUGAUACAAGCCCUACCUCAGGUGGGGAAUCUGGGUCUUCUCUUCAUGCUGCUAUUCUUUAUCUUCGCAGCGUUGGGCGUGGAGCUGUUUGGUGACCUGAUAUGUGAUGAACUCCAUCCUUGCGAGGGUCUGGGUCGGUACGCCACCUUCAAGAACUUUGGCAUGGCGUUCCUCCUGCUUUUCAGGGUGUCCACAGGGGACAACUGGAAUGGCAUCAUGAAAGACACUCUGCGGGACUGCGCCCAGGACAACGGACCCUGCUACAACACCGUAGUCUCACCCUUCUAUUUCGUCUCCUUCGUGCUGACUGCACAGUUCGUGCUGGUCAAUGUGGUCAUCGCCGUGCUCAUGAAGCAUCUAGAAGAGAGUAACAAGGAGGCUAAGGAGGAAGCGGAGCUAGAGGCGGAGCUAGAGGCGGAGCUGGAGCUGCAAACCAUAGGGGGAGAGGGCGGGGUCAUGGGACCACGCCUCUCUCCCUUGGCUUUGAGUGAUUCUGGUGGGCCUGGGGUGCCACCCUGGAUGUGCGGAGACCUUCAGGAAAGAGCUGGCCCACUGGACAGUCCCAGAGACCUUACACACAUAAAGGCAGACUCCACCCUGUGCCUUGAGCCACCCCGUUCGCGGAGGGUCAUGCUUGACUCCGUGUCCCUGGUGAUCCAGGGUUCACUGGAGGGGGAGCUCAGCCUUAUGGACAACCUGUCAGGCUCCAUCUUCCACUGCUACGCCCUGCCCCCCCAGCCCUGCAAGUACUCCACUGAGAAACAGCCGGAGCCUGUCGGCACGGGGGAGAAGCUGGAGGAGAACAUGCUGAGCGUGAGAAAGGCACUAGUGGGCCGCACCCACUCCCUGCCCAAUGACAGCUACAUGUUUCUCCCCAUGUGGGCCACGUCCAACGCAGGCAAGCACGCCUCCCCGAAGAGGGCCCAGUCAGGCUCCAGCAGCUCAGUGCGGUCGCAGCCAGAGGAAAGCUCCCAGCAGCUGGCGGUGCCCUCUGACCUCUUUCGCCCAAUCAGCCCCCACAGCCUCUCCGAUUCGGAGAGCAUCCCACGCAUCCCUCCCCCCCGUCGAGGCCACACCUUUGCCCGUACUUUACGCAGACAGGUGGCUGUGGUCAAUGACUCGCAGGAGGCACUCUGUACAGAGGCAGAGGAGGCUGGCAGAGCACAAGGACAUGGGGGCUUGUCUGUGGCACCUAUAGGCUUCCCUACCCAGCAGAAACAGCAGCACCAGCAGCCCACGGUCCUCCUGGUUCCUGCCACCCCCGGGGCCUCCCCGAGUCCUACCCGCUCCAGCGUGCACACCCAACACACCGUCCACAACCAGCGCAAUGUCUCCAAGACCCCCCCGCCCCCUCGCCUCCCCGUGCCCCCGGCAUGCAGCAAGACCGAGGAGAAGACAGAGGAUGACUCGGUGGACCAGGAGGUAUCCCGCAUCAUCCGGGCAGGUUUAGUGAGCAGCGCCGGCGGAGAUGGCGGCGGGAGUCACAGCCCCUACCGGAGGCAGCUAAAGAAGUUCCACAGUGCGGACACACAGGGCCGGCGGGUGCUGCUGGCGCGGCCCGCCUCUUGGCUGGACGACCCACGGCGGCACUCCAUCGAGGUGUGCUCCUCGGUGGAGAGCAGCCCCCAACGCAGCCCCCAGCGUAGCUCCGCAUCCUCAGGCUUUGUGUCGCGCGCCAACAGCCUGCAGCAGGCGGUGCCGCUCCUGCCCUCCUCUCCCCGCCGCAAGAAGAAGAUGAGCCCCCCCUGCAUCUCCGUGGAGCCACCCGAGACGCAGGACACCACGCUGGCCAGCCAGGACACCUGCCUGAGACGGCGGGCGCCCUCCAGCGACUCUAAGGACUCCUUCGACCUCGGGAGCGGGGAUGGAUCGCUCCAAGAUCCCGCUCCCACCCCUAAGCUAUUGACUCUGCCCAGCUUCUCCUCCCAGAAAACGAGCGCCGAGCACUGAGCACUGAAUCGCACAGGCGAGCGGGAACACACUGACCAUGAUAGUCAUAGUAACAAUACUGUAGAGUAAUAAAGAUGAUAAUAUUUACAGCGGUACCUAUCCAUGAUCAUCGAGUAAUGACCAUCUUUUGUCUUUUUUCUGUAUUGAUAAAAUAAAGACAUACAGAAGAAAAAAAAACUGCUUAAAGAUGAAAAACAUGACUGUUCCUCUUCCAAGACACUUGCAAAAGUCUGCAGGUGAAUCCCAACACCUCGUUCAGAGAAGUCGGCACAAGGCCCUGCUUGGGGCGCCCUCUGCUGGCUCCUGCUAGGCUGCCAGCUAUGGUACUGUAGGACUCCGGCCAGAACAGGGCCGCUGUGGAGGUACAAAGCAAUAUGAACGUUUUAGAGACACUAUUUUCUUAAAUUAUUUGGUCAUAGUGUUUGUACAGGAUGUAGAUUUUUUUAAUUUCAUUCUAUUUUUAUUUGGUUUUUUUUUUGUGAUUUUUUUUCAACGUUAAAUUGUUGUUUGUUUUAUUUUUUCACCAUAGGAUAUUUUUAGCGUUGUUGAUUUAACAAAGGAAAAAAAGAAAAACAUUUUCCAAAGUGCUGAGACCCAUGUAUUUGUAGGAAUAAUACAAAAAGUUAAUUAUUAAACUGUUCAUCAAUUUUUAAGCACAAGAGCAAACCAUAGUGCAUUGAACAUUCACAUAAAAUAAAAAUGAAUACAUUGUUUUGCAUUUAGGAAUACUAUCUGUAAUGAGUGGGGAGGACAGACUUGUGGGCAAGCUUCACAGAAUUGUGCGUUUAAAAGUAAGCUACCAAAGAAAGUGAGAUUGUAUGGUGGUGAUGGAAACAUGGCCCCAGACAGGUAAAGCUAAACUGAGAAUGAUGCUAACAGACCUGUUCAUUUAUUACCGAACAGUGUUCUGGAGACCUUAAACUUUACAUGCGUAACAUUCAACACGAAAAGUGGGCGGGGUUUCCACUUGUGUGCUUAUCUGUGGUGCUGAGUUCAGUUUCAAGUGUCAUUUGUAAAUUAGACGUUCAAACCUGGUAAUGCCAUUAGCCUUUUGCUAAACUUUUAAAUUGUUUGUCUGCCUCUCUUUAAUUUAUCACAACCUCUUAUGUAAGCUCCAUCAGGAAUAUAUGUAUUUUUGCAUUUAGUUUUAAUUCACAUAUAUUUCCCUUGAGUAAGCUGAAAAAAAAGUCAAAAUCAGAAGUAUGAACAGUUUGGAUAGUAAUUCAAAAGCUUUUAUGUGACAUAAUUUGCACCAGUAAAAAAUGUACUCUUCUAUGUUGUUGAUUUUUUGAGCUUAGAUUAUCCCCCCAGAUUUUGAUACAGAUCAGUAUUUAUACUUAAUAUGUAAAAACUUGGCUGGAUAUAGAGAAGUACCGUGCAAAGAGGAGAGCAAGAACGGUUUGUCUGUGCCUAGAACACAUUAGUGAUAGUCUGACUAAUGUCUAGCAUACCUAGUUAUUAAAACAUUAAACCGUUUAAAAGAA
Paramormyrops kingsleyae is the source of this 9616-nucleotide messenger RNA. The record is from RefSeq and is a predicted model, not a curated record. NCBI's taxonomy places the organism in Eukaryota, Metazoa, Chordata, Actinopteri, Osteoglossiformes, Mormyridae.